AUUUUCUUGAUCUUUGGUUUGAACUAGUAUUUUACCUGAUUUUAUUUCUUUUUUUAGGAAUAUGAUAGGCCGGCUCCUUCUGAACUGACCCGUCCAGGGCCGGUUUUAGUUUACAGUAGGCGGGCUAAGCCUGCCUCUUAUAUGCUUGCUACCCACAAUAGUGGGUACCACUAUUUUAAUUGAGUUCAAAUUAGUAAAGGAGGGGCUGGCUAGGGCUUUGGAGGGCAAAAUUGAUUUGGAAAGUUUGUGUUAAAUAGUAUUAGGUGUUUUAGGGUUAGGAUAUGCUUGAUUUGAUUUCUCUUGAAGUUUCUUGGCGUCUUGGGCUCUUGAAAACCUUGUCUAGAGAUUUGGGGGAGAUGAUCCUCCUCUCGAAUUGAGGAUCACUUGUAUCUUGUUUUAGUGUUUGUUGGCUUUGAUUCUCUUAUUGCAAUUCAUCGUUUUGGGGCUGAUUUCACCCAGAUUUUGCAUUAUUCUCGCUGUUUUCACCAAUUAGUGAUAGGUUUGCUUGCGAAUUCUAAGUAUUUCCCUUAGGGUUACUUGCUAACUCAAGUAUUUCCUAUCAGAAGAUUACAUAAAAAUAAUACUUUUUCACAAACUCAACUACACUGAUUUCAUUGCAAAGGUAAGCUCCACAUUACGUAAUUGCCUUAUAUCUUGUACUUAAUUAUUGAUUAAUGAGAGAAAAAAAACUGAAAUAUUCGAAUAAAAUUUCUUACUAAAUUAUUUGAGUUCCUCAAUUCAAUCAAAGAUCUAUAAUCAUACAGUUCAAAUCAUGCUGUGUGGAGUCCGGAUUUGAUCAUGUCAUUUAUAUACAUAGUGUAUAUUAAAUACGCCCUAUGAACAAAAUUGUAUAUAGAUUAUACACAGAUAACAUGAUCUAUUUUAGUUAGUGUUUAGAUGCAAGCUCUGUACAAAUUCCCCACAGAAUAAUUGAUCCCACUUGCAGAGCCCACCACGCAUCCAUCAUCCUAAAUUAUCAAUCAUUCGUCGUCUGAUCUUCUUUUCUCUCUCUCUCUCUCUUCCACCUUCUCUCCUUCUAUUCAGUUGUUCUGCUCUACCUAGAUCAGCGCCAUGGCUGACUGGUUUGUUGGUCCAGUUAUGGAGAAGCUCAUCAAUACUUGCUUUGAGUACCUGAAAGAUCAAGCCAGAUGGCAGACAGGCAUGAAGCAGGAGCUGGAAAGGCUGCAAAAGCUCCAACCCAAGAUCCAAGCUGUCGUCUUUGCUUCCAGCCAAGCACACAUCAGGGAUCAAAACCCGGCUCUCAAUAAAUGGAUAUGGAAGCUAAGAGAUGCUAUUGAUGAGGCAGAUGAUUUGCUCGAUGAACUUGAUUACAUGAAGCAUAAACAACAGUUGACCAAAAACAAGAAGCAACUAAAGGUGCGUUCAACUUUGAACUCUUUAAAGAAAAUUGGCAAACGUGCUCUCAAAAUUGAUCGCAACUUGAAGAGACUGGAGGAGGUUGUGCAGAAACUUGAGAAAGUUUCAUCUGAUGUUUGCAAUUUCCUUCCCCUUUUAGAAAGCACAAAGCAGGAGCUACAGGAGCAGCAGCUUGAGCUGUACAAAACACGUGAAACAGGAUCGAUGCCUAAAAAUGAUCUCAUCGGUCGAGGCAAGGAUAAGGAGUUUGUCAUGCAGUGGUUGAGGAAGCCAUCAAAUGAAGAUCAUAGUACUUUGUACCGAAAUAUUUCCCUUCUAUCUAUAGUGGGUCAUGGUGGUAUGGGGAAGACCACUCUUCUGCAACAUGCCUAUGAAGAUGAAAUGACUGAGGAAUUUGAUCUUAAAAUGUGGGUUUGUGUUUCCAGCAACUUUGAUGCAAAAAAAGUAAUUGCUGAUAUGUUGGAAUAUCUUGCAAAGGAGAGGCCUCGUUUGGAGACACUUAAGGUACUUCAAGAUAGUCUUCGGUUUGAGUUGAUGUCCAAGAAGUUCUUACUUGUACUGGAUGACAUUUGGGAGGAUGAGGAGGAGAAUGAUAAAAUCAAAUGGGAGAAUGUGCUUGCCCCUUUGGCUUUUGGAAGUUUGGGAAGUAAAAUUUUGAUAACAACUCGGAUGGACUCAGUUGCAUUGAUGAUUGCAAAGGUGAUUAAAAAGAAGAAGGAAACAUUGAGAUUAAUGGGCUUGGAGGAGGAUGAGUGUUUACAGCUCCUCAACAGCCAUGCAUUUGCUGAUGUAGAAAAUCCUGGUGAUCAUAAAAAACUAAGAUCAAUUGCUGGGGAAAUAGCUAAAAAGCUUUUAGGAUUUCCUUUGGCAGCAAAAGUCAUUGGUGGUGUUUUGAAUUCUAGCUUUGAUGAAAGUCAUUGGGCAAAAGUUUUAAAUAGUAAUUUCUUAAGUGCAGAAUUGGGUCAUAAUGACAUAUUUUCCAUCUUAAGAUUGAGUUAUAUGUUUCUCCCAAAGCAUCUACAAAAUUGUUUUGCAUUUUGUUGUAUAUUUCCACAAGAUCAUUGGUUCGAUAAAGAUGAUUUAGUACGAAUGUGGAUUGCAUCAGAUUUCAUUCUGCCACCUUGUAUUCGAGGAGAGGCUGCGGAGGAUAUUGGAGGAAGGUUUUCAAAUGCCAGAUUUAAUGGUUACACUUGACAACACCAUGGUGCUACUGAAAUACUCAAAAAGUGGAAAUCAAUAAUGCUUCCUUUGUUCACAUGGAUUUGGCUGACAUUUAUAGCUAUCGACAGCUUGCCCAGCAAGAAGAUGGAAAGUAUUGAGUUAAAGAGUUUAAUUAGUGUCUUAUGAAGAAACAUAGAGGGGAGAUUAUUACUAGCGUAGUCUAGACGGGAGAACUGUUCGGAUACCGUGAU
Molecule: messenger RNA, 2789 nt
Organism: Dendrobium catenatum
Lineage: Eukaryota; Viridiplantae; Streptophyta; Magnoliopsida; Asparagales; Orchidaceae
Product: putative disease resistance protein RGA3
Exons: 2
Coding region: 1072-2571 (499 amino acids)
Biological process (GO): defense response to other organism
Molecular function (GO): ADP binding
Source: RefSeq, a predicted model, not a curated record